Messenger RNA from Penicillium egyptiacum, 1617 nucleotides. The record is from the annotation of a GenBank genome assembly. NCBI's taxonomy places the organism in Eukaryota, Fungi, Ascomycota, Eurotiomycetes, Eurotiales, Aspergillaceae.
AUGAUUGAAGAUCUCCUGGCCGGGACAACAUUCAGUCGGGCCUCAGUAUGGCUUCUAGGCCUAUUCGUUGCCUUCUGCGUAUUCCGCAAGUUCCAAGCUUCAGCACAAAUCGCCCGUCUCGGUGUCAGAGCUCCCAAAAUUGGGUUCCGGCUCCCAUACGCUCUGGAUUUCAUCUUCCAAGGCUACCAAGCCAAUCAAGUGAACCGCGAUCUAGAGUUCUGGGAUGCAAAAGUCGGCCAAGCAGGCGGCCUAACAAAUGUGAAGACAGCCGAGCUGGACGCUGGCAUUUCCACCCGUAUGGUCAUCACCAAGGACCCAGAAAAUAUCAAGGCACUACUCACCGGCCAGUUCGCCGACUACGGUAAGGGUGAGCCCUUUCACCGGGAUUGGAAGGAGUUCCUUGGCGACAGCAUCUUUGCCACAGAUGGAGAACUAUGGUCUCGCUCCCGCCAGCUCAUCCGUCCCAUGUUCGUGCGUGACCGCAUCGUCGACACAGAAAUCUUCGAGAAGCAUGUUCAGAAACUCAUACCGCUUCUCGGCGGCAGCCACUCACCCAGCAGCAGUAAGAUAGUGGACGUCGGAUCACUCUUCUUCCGAUAUACACUCGACGCAGCAACGGACUACCUACUCGGCCAGGGUACAGACAGUCUAGAUAACCCGGCAACGCGAUUCGCCGAAGCGUUCAGAUACGUGCAACAGCGCCAAGCGGAGUACUUCCGUUUCGGCUGGGUCAUGUCACGCACCGAAUUCCGCAAGAACCUUAAGAUCAUGGACGAGUUCAUCCAGCCCUACAUCCAAACCGUCCUCGCUCACUCAGCCGACGAACUUAACGAGAAGUCCACAAAGCAGGAGACAUUCCUCGACGCCCUAGCCAGUUUCACCCGUGAUCCCCGCGUCCUCCGCGACCAACUCGUCGCCGUUCUCCUCGCAGGCCGCGACACAACAGCCGGCACACUCUCAUUCUGCCUCUUCGAGCUCUCGCGUAACCCAGAAGUUGUCGCCAAGCUACGCGGCGAGAUCCGCAAUAGACUUGGCGUCGGCGCUAACGCGCAGAAACCCAGCUACACCGAUCUCAAGGAGAUGAAGUACCUCAACGCAGUGCUGCACGAGACGAUGCGUUUAUAUCCAGUCGUGCCAUUCAACGUGCGCUAUUCUCUACACGAUACGACGCUUCCACGUGGCGGCGGGCCGGACGGGCUAGCCCCUGUGGGUGUGCGUGCAAACUCGCGGGUUGUCUACUCGACGAUGUUAAUGCAGCGGGAUCCUGAUCUGUAUGACGGCCCUGGAUCGAAGAACUACUUCGAUCCUGGGAAGUGGAUUCCUGAGAGGUGGGUUUCGGGCUGGCAGCCCAGGCCGUGGCAUUUCAUUCCGUUUAAUGGUGGACCGCGGAUUUGUAUUGGGCAGCAAUUUGCUAUUAUUGAGAUGGGGUACACUGUCAUUCGGAUUUUGCAGGCUUACGAGCGCAUUGUUGCGCUGCCGGUUGGUGGGAAAGACAAAGUUGAAGAUCCGGUGCUUCGGUUUGAAGUUACACUCAGUCCGGGCUCCGAGUUGAAUUGCGUUUUCCUCAAGGAGGGUGAAGAGGCUGCGCACAGUGCCGCUAAGGCAAGAGUUGUCUGA